UCCUGGUUGGCAAAAAACUAUUCUUUCAAGAGCUGGUAAGGUUGCUCUGAUUAUCAGCAUUUUAUCAAGCCUGCUUGUUUAUUAUAUGUCUUUGUUUGAGAUGCCUAGUUCUGUGAUUAAUAAAUUGGAGAAGAUAAUGAGGGACUUUCUUUGGAAUGAUAAUAAAGGUAAAAGGAAGAUUCAUCCUAUCAAGUGGAGGGCUUUAUGUAGGAAGAAGAAAUAUGGUGGCUUAGGUAUCAAAAAUUUGAAAAUGACUAAUCAAUCUCUGCUUUCUAAAUGGUCUUGGAGGUAUGCUAAUGAAGAUGAUGUUCUCUGGAAGAAAAUUGUGGAUGAAAAGUAUGGUGUUGGUGAUGUUUUUUGGACUUCUAAAAUGCCAAAAUGUAUUUAUGGAAGAUCUGUUUGGAGGGCUAUCAUGAAGUCAAACUGUAUUUUUUUGAAGUAUGUAAGAUUCAAGGUGAAUAAUGGUUCUCUGUUCAUUUGGAGUCUAAAGUGCCCUCAUAAAGUUGGUUUUUUCUUAUGGAUUAUUGCUCAUGAGAGGCUACCAACUAGGGACAUGAUGUUAAGAAGAAGAAUUGAUGUGCCAGUCAAUUGUUUGUUUUGUUCUGCUACUGAAACUACUCCACAUCUUCUUCUGCAUUGCGAGUUUACAAGAAAGGUAUGGGACUUUUUAUCUGCUAAGUUGAAGUGGUUGUUUGCUAUGCCUAUGGACACUAUGCCUGCUUUGCAAGCUUGACAGCUGCAUUUCUCUGACAAAGUGAAGACUGAGGUUUGUAAGUUGGUGCCUGUUGCUAUAAUCUGGUGUGUUUGAAAAGUAAUAAGUGGUAAAGUCUUCUCUGACAAGCACAAUGAUGCAAUUGUUGUUGCUAAUAAGGAAGUUUAUACCUUGUUCACUUGGGCUCUUGCUUUCAAGAUUUUUGAGGAGGUUGAUGUUAAGGAAGUAAUGAGAAAUUGGAGUGCAAUUUACUUUGACAUUACUUAAGUGCUAUUAGUCUGUUUCUAGCACUUUCUUUUCUUGUUUUGGUUAGGAUUGUAUAAUCCUUGUAUACCCUCUCUUCUUUUUUUUUAUCAAUAAAAUCUU
Molecule: messenger RNA, 1078 nt
Organism: Papaver somniferum (opium poppy)
Lineage: Eukaryota; Viridiplantae; Streptophyta; Magnoliopsida; Ranunculales; Papaveraceae
Exons: 2
Coding region: 86-733 (215 amino acids)
Source: RefSeq, a predicted model, not a curated record